This is a messenger RNA of Danaus chrysippus (African queen), 672 nucleotides long. The record is from the annotation of a GenBank genome assembly. Lineage: Eukaryota; Metazoa; Arthropoda; Insecta; Lepidoptera; Nymphalidae.
AUGUGUAUAAAUGCAUUUAGUGUUCAAAAUUUGUUUUCAGCUGUAGCUAGGGAACGUUGUUUGGCUAAGUUUAAAAAAUUUAGGAUACAACAAACCAAUAAAAAAGCAACAGAACCAUCUACUUCCGCUGCUAUUUUGAUUCCACUGUGUAUCGUAAAUGAUAUUCCAAGUCUUUUGUACACCGUGCGAGCUGUUAACUUAAAGACAGACAGUGGACAUAUAUCCUUUCCUGGCGGGAAAACUGAUAAAGGAGAAUCUCCAGUAGAAACUGCAUUACGUGAGACCAGAGAAGAAAUAGGGUUAUCACCUGAAAAAGUCGAUAUAUGGGGCAGUGGGAAUACUUUUCCAGGUAGAAACAACAAAAUCAGUGUCACCCCUGUUAUAGGCUCUAUAAAGAAUUUGACGGAACAAGAUCUUAGUCUGAACAAAAAAGAAGUUGCUGAAACAUUUGCAGUUCCGUUACAAACUUUCUGCGAUCCGAAUAAUCAAUUUUAUACACAGUUCAAGAAUGGAUACAUACUCCCAGUGUUUGUUGUGAAUAAAUAUCAAAUUUGGGGACUGACUGCAUAUGUUACUCAUGUGUUUUUAAGUUGUCUUCUAUCAAAAGAUUUAUAUAGAAAUGAAUGGAUGGCUAAAAAGAUAUUUAUAGAUCAUCAUAGUAAUUUACACUAA